This is a messenger RNA of Nannospalax galili (Upper Galilee mountains blind mole rat), 1771 nucleotides long. RefSeq names its product CD37 molecule (gene Cd37). The coding region runs from base 121 to 1263 and encodes 380 amino acids. Gene Ontology annotation, cellular component: membrane. NCBI's taxonomy places the organism in Eukaryota, Metazoa, Chordata, Mammalia, Rodentia, Spalacidae. The transcript is spliced from 10 exons. The record is from RefSeq and is a predicted model, not a curated record.
CCAGCCCCAGUCUCCAGCACAUGGGAGCACCUGCUCUAGGACACGGGACAGCCCUGGGGUCCCCUGGACCCAGACGUGGGUAGAGGCCAUUCGGAAAACCGUGGACAUCCUGCCCGAGCCAUGGACACCUGUGAGGAACCGCCCACUGUCUCCUUGAUGCCCACCUAUUCCAAAGGCCCUCAGGCAAAGAUGUCUGCCCAGGAGAGCUGCCUCAGCCUCAUCAAGUACUUCCUCUUCGUCUUCAACCUCUUCUUCUUCGUCCUGGGCGGCCUGAUCUUCUGCUUCGGCACAUGGAUCCUCAUCGACAAGACCAGCUUCGUGUCCUUUGUGGGACUGUCCUUUGUGCCGCUGCAGACCUGGUCCAAGGUCCUCGCCAUCUCAGGUGUCCUCACCAUGGGCCUGGCCCUCCUGGGUUGUGUGGGGGCCCUGAAGGAGCUGCGCUGUCUUCUAGGCCUGUAUUUCGGAAUGCUGCUGCUCCUGUUUGCCACGCAGAUAACCCUGGGAAUCCUCAUCUCCACUCAGCGGGUCCGGCUGGAGAGGAAGGUGCAGGAGGUGGUGCUACAGGCUAUCCAGAGCUACCGAGAAAACCCGGAGGACACAUCGGCUGAGGAGAGCUGGGACUACGUACAGUUCCAGCUUCGCUGUUGUGGCUGGCACUCUCCGUGGGACUGGAUCAGCGCGCACGUGCUGAGAGGGAACGAGUCCCAGCCCCGCGUGCCUUGCUCCUGCUACAACUCCACAGCGAGCAACUACUCCACGGUCUUCGACGAGCCCUUCUCCCAGCUGAGCCCGCUGGCGCCGCGCGCCAGUCCCACGCAGAGCUCCGACCCGUGCUCGCUCCCCAGCAGCGCGAACAUCUACCGCGAGGGCUGCGCGCAGAGCCUCCGGAAGUGGCUGCACAACAACCUCAUCUCCAUCGUGGGCAUCUGUCUGGGCGUCGGUCUGCUCGAGGUGAGUGGAAUGGUGCUGUGUCUGCAGCUUCAGCGCAAAGCGCUCCGUCGGGAGCCCGCGCUGCAGUUGCCGGGUGCCGAGGGUUCGAGCCCCGCGCCCGCCCAGAGCGUCGACGGCAGCGGGCGGAGCAGCAUCCCCUGGGGCAGCCCACCAUGGCCCACGUGGGGCGACAAGGCCCCGCUGGGCAGGCUGCCGAUGGCGCUGGGGCCCUGGACCUUUGGGGAUGCGGAAGAGGAGCUGCCGGAGACCGAGAGCGCGGGCGCAGAGAUGGACUGCGGGACCCAGGGGGAGAUUACCGCGCCUGCAGAAUAAAGGACCCGAGGCUGGCCUCCGAGCGUUCUUCUUUGCAGACUGCCCACCAGCGAGCUGCCCUCUGCAUGCCCUCUCCCGGGGGCCUCGGGGCGUCCCGUUUCCUUUCUUCUCCAGGCACCACCCCCCCUCCUCCGUCCCUGACCGCGUCUCCUCUCUCCCCAGCUCGGCUUCAUGACGCUCUCGAUAUUCCUGUGUAGAAACCUGGACCACGUCUACAAUCGGCUGGCCGGGUUCCGCUAGGUCCCGGCCUGCCCGGGCCCUGCAGCCCGGAGCCGGAGCCGCGUGCAGCGUGCAGCCCGCACGCCUCCCUGCCGCCCGCACGCUCCCCGCCGCCCAGGAGCCUGGUGUCUCGCGCCUCGCGCCUCAUUCCCUGGAAACUCAGGCCAUCACCUCCCCCGCGGGCCCGGGGCUUCUGUCCCCAGCUUCCUACACCCCACACACCAUCUGUCAGUCUGCCGCUCUCCACAUGAUCAACCUCAAAUAAAUCCCCUACGUUUUAGUAAAAAUA